Messenger RNA from Oreochromis aureus, 1086 nucleotides. Its product is annotated as cerebellin-1-like. Lineage: Eukaryota; Metazoa; Chordata; Actinopteri; Cichliformes; Cichlidae. Gene Ontology annotation, molecular function: protein binding. The record is from RefSeq and is a predicted model, not a curated record. Bases 118 to 810 code for a protein of 230 amino acids. The transcript has 5 exons.
CCAUGAGAUCCAACAUGACAAUAUUUUUUUCCAUUGUUGCUGCUAAUCUGCACUCUCUCUACAGUUCGACUUGAAAUAAACCCUGACAGCAAAAUUAUUCCACUUUUAAAUCGGGGAAUGGAAACAGCACAAACCUCUGACCCUGAACAAACAUGUAAACCUGACAUCAAUUCUGUUCUGAGAGAGAUGAGUGCCUUGUUGGCUGAACUGAAAGCAGAGGUUAGACACUUACAGAAAGAGAAUGAAGCACAGGCAGCUAAGGUCAGAGAACUGGAGUUACAAAAGACAGAGUUGGACAAGCUGAAGGAACAGCACCAAGCACAGGGAGGAGAGCUGAUCACCAUUAAAAGUAGGGCAAACAUCACAGAAAACCAGGUGGAGGCCCUGAAGAGAGAAGCAGAAGUCAAACGUGUGGCUUUCUCAGCCACAGGCUCAGGCUCAGGAGAUAUUGGAGCAUUUAACACACACGUGCCUCUGGUCUUCAAAUAUGUUGUUUCCAAUAUUGGAAAUGCCUAUAAUUCACACACAGGUUCCUUCACUGCACCAGUAAGAGGAGCGUACCACUUUGAAUUCUACGUAUUUGGACAUCAUCCACAUCCUACAGGGGCUGUGUUGGUCAAGAAUGGAGAGCACAUCUUUAUUGCAUACGAACAUUCGAGCAGUCCUCAUUCAGUCAGUUCUUCUAAUGGUGUCACAUUGCUAUUAGAGGUAGGAGAUGUGGUGUUUUUGCGACUGUGGAAAGGCGCUUCGAUUGUUGACAAUGUAAACCGGCACACCACCUUCAGUGGACAUCUGCUUUUCCCCAUGUGAGAAGAAAAACAGCCUAAGAUACCAGUGCAAUCACACUCUACCAGUGUAUUAGUUACUCUGCAUUUUUACUAGAUAUGAAGCUGACUGAGCAGCCACAAGUAUGAAUAUGUGAAUUAUGUAAACUAUCAUCAUGUUUUCUUACUUUGUUUAGCCUUUUAUUUAAUUGUUGGCAAAUUUUAUUUUUUAAAAAGAGAGAUUGGUUUAAAUGUUUUCUUUUGCUUCUUCUUCUACUUUUUUAAAAAGUUGAAUAGUAUCAGACGCAGAACUUAAACACAA